Paramuricea clavata is the source of this 6371-nucleotide messenger RNA. The record is from the annotation of a GenBank genome assembly. NCBI's taxonomy places the organism in Eukaryota, Metazoa, Cnidaria, Anthozoa, Malacalcyonacea, Plexauridae.
AUGUCGCUUAGUUCGCUUACUAAGCUAUCAGCUUUCGUUGACAUAUUUCAGGUUUGAAACGUUUCUGUACUAAUGUUGAUGCGAAUCUGCGAUACAGUAUGUGGCCCAGUUUCGGGUCAUUUCAGGUUUGAACUGCUAUAUCUUCCUUUUCAGGAAAGGUACGAUUUUUAAAUGCUCACUUGAGAAUAGGAAAGGUGUUUCUUAACAAUUUUUCAAAAGAUUGACUUUUCUUACCUUUCACUUUUAGAAUUAUUUAUAUUUUUAAGAAUCAUUUUAGGUGCCCAGUAUCGGGUCAACUGCACCAGUAUCGGGUCACUUCAAGUUUCUUUGUUUAUUGUAUAAAAGCGUUUGUUUUACGGCAAUUUUCGAUCAUUUUGUAUAGUUUCAACAUGUCUUAAGUUGUUAACAAUUUUUUUGUGAGGUUUUGACAAGGUUUAGACAUGAUAUUUCCAGCUUGAAACUACCUCUUCAACACAGUUUUUGCGGAGUGCGUUCUAAGCAGUGCUUCCACUUUCAAAGGUUGAAACAUAGUUGACCCGAAACUGGGCCACAAAGCCAAACUAAAACGUAAUUUGUGGGACCAGAAUAUAUCUCUGAAAUUCUGAAUAACUGAAUUGCCAUUUCAUAUUUAUAUAUUCUCGGCAACAAUCUAUCGUUAGCACAACAUUGGGCAGUUACAUGGAGAAUUACAUAUCAAUAAUACGAUUUAUUGUUAUUAGUUAGUUUUACUGCGCAGUGAAAUGAACAAAUUUUAGUAAAAGAAUAUAAACAUACCCGGACAAAAGGGAUUCUUCUUUGAAUACAGUUAACUAAAAAGCCUGCGAAAACUAUCAUCCAAAAAAGGAAAGGUUCACCAUUAUAUCUAUAUAUUUCAUUUCGCGUCGCUUUUUAUCUCGGCGGAAAAAAAUGAAAUCAAAUUUCUAUUGACCCGCUACUGGUACUGACCCGAAACUGGGCCACAUACUGUAUACUCGCUCGACACCGGCAGGGAUGAACCAAAUUAAACAACACUUUGUACUCGUUUAUAUUAUACUUAUUACCGUUAUACGUUAACCGUUUGCAACAUAGUACGGUACAAAAACGUUGUAACUAACUAUAGUACAAGAUCGGUAGAAUUAGAAAGCUAAGUAGUUAGUUCAAUGUACGUUAAUCACUAAUGAAGUUCUCGUCUAGACGACCUUGCUGUUAAGUAUUAGCGGUUUGUUAUAUAUGAAUAUAUUACAUGAUUAUACAGGGUGUCUCAAAAAAAACCCAAAAUCAUUGAAAUUGACGUAUUGUUCGAUAUUCAAUGCCCUAGCACUAAGUUAAUCCCACGAGUGCAUAAAAGAUUGACAUAACUGCUAUAAUGAAUGGUAAUACUCAGCGUAAACUUGUUAUGUCGGGCAUAAAGUACUAAACCCACGAAUGCAUAUUACGCAUAUUACAAUUUACGAAGCAUUUUUAAAUUCCCAUGAGCAAACAAACGUUCACUUUACAAAGAUAUUUUAAUUUUUUAAAACAAAUUAAUCACCCUGUCAAAAUCCUUUGUGUUACGGCAUUGAAAUUCGAACAAACGUUAUUUCAAUGAUUUUGGGGUUUUUUGAGACACCCUGUACAGGACACAAACAAGUUAGAAUUGAAAGGCUAAUAUGCAAAUAGCUAUCCUAAAUUUGAAUAAGUAUCUACAGGGUGUCUCAAAAAAACCCAAAAUCAUUGAAAUAACGUAUUGUUCGAAUUUCAAUGCCGUAACACAAAGGAUUUUGACAGGGUGAUUAAUUUGUUUUAAAAAAUUAAAAUAUCUUUGUAAAGUGAACGUUUGUUUGCUCAUGGGAAUUUAAAAAUGCUUCGUAAAUUGUAAUAUGCGUAAUAUGCGUAAUAUGCAUUCGUGGGUUUAGUACUUUAUGCCUGACAUAACAAGUUCACGCUGAGUAUUACCAUUCAUUAUAGCAGUUAUGUCAAUCUUUUAUGCACUCGUGGGAUUAACUUAGUGCUAGGGCAUUGAAUAUCGAACAAUACGUCAAUUUCAAUGAUUUUGGGUUUUUUUGAGACACCCUGUAUAACUAUCUUAAAUUAAACAUAAACAUAAACAUAAACAAUAAGCUACAGUAUAUAUUUUUGGCACUAACAAGCUAGGUAUUUAGUGCGAAAUAAGGCUGAAUUGGUUCUUAACUAACUGCAUGGUUCUUAUUUCUAGUCUAAAACAAUUGUUUCCCUGAUUAGUAUAGGUAAUAGCAUGGUUUCGAGUGCAAUUUGGAUAUAACAUGCACGAGUGAGUUUUUCAAAGACCUCAAAAUAGCACGAAUCCGAAGGACGAGUGCUAUUUGAGGUCUUUGAAAAACUCACGAGUGCAUGUUUAUCCAAAUUUCACGAGAAUUCGGAGAAACCAUGUCCAUGCUAUUACUUAUUAAUAAUUUACAUAAAAAUGUUCGAGACAAUUACGGUUUAAAGUUUUCCCGGCUUUGUUAUAUCACAUUAUACAACGCUAACAGCUUGAAAAUUCCACUCAACUAGGUAUGUUUUUUUAGUCAUUUUUAAGGUAAAGGCUUUUCCAUUUUUUAAAAAAGAUAAAAGCCAUAUUUUCCAACCGAAAUCAACUUUUACUUUAUGUAGCGCGGCACCAUGUUUGUUUUGUUUUGAAGCAAUCUGUGCCCGUUAAGCUACGGAUACACGGGCAAUACUGUUCUGGCGAUGGCGAUGCAAUGGUGGUAAAAUCGUUGCAUUGCCGUCGCGAGAAGGAAAUUGCUUGUGUAUCAUGCUCUGCGACGGCAACGCACAAAGCUGCGCGCAAUCGUUGCCGAAAUUUCAAAUCAUUUCAUUUUGGGCAAUGAUUGCCGAAAAUUGGGAGGUGUGGUCAAGGAAGGUCAAGGUUGAUGAAUGACACGUUUCUUGACCAGCCAAUGAAAAGCGUUAUGAAGAUAUAUAUUGCAGGUGAAAUAUUGCAGGUGUGGCUGGCCACCUUGUGCGACGGCAACGCAAUGCUGUUAUCACCCAUUGCGUAACCAUCGCAGCAAAAAUAUUGCUCAUUUGCUCGUGUAUCCGAAGCUUUACUUCUUUAAACUAAACUGCUUUAAACUGAUUGGUUAUUUUAUCAUCAUGUUGUUUUUCCACUAAUCAGAUCAGUUUGUUACACUGUGAUUACAAAAAAUUGCACUGUGAUUACAGAAAAUUGCACUGUGAUUACAGAAAAUUUUACUGCUGUUUGGGAUUAACUGCACUGAAAUCAACCAAUCACAGUCGAGUAAUAUUUUGAUGUAUAUUAUUAGUGAUGUUACAUAUGACACGUCUAGAAAUAUAUAUUACAUGUCUAAUAAUUGCUAUUUAAACGUCUCCGAAUUUGAUAAAAUGUACUUAUUGUUUGUAAGACAAUAUAUUGAUAAUUUAUAUAUGUGUGCUGUGGCAGUGGCUCGCCAAAAUCAGAAACCGCAAUGUAAUGCUUGUUAACUGUAUAAUAUUGUAGCCUAUAUUAGUAUUUUUGCACAAGUGAACAUAACAAAUCCUACACGUUGAUUGGUCAAAUUUGACGUAAUAAGCUGUUAUAUUCACCUACAGGUGAAUAUAACAAAACAGAAAUUUUCAAAAUGGCGGCUACCCGUUUUGUGGAAGUUUACUGACAAAGAAAUAAGCGAAAUUAAAACAAAUUCAGUCUCAAAAAACACAAAAGCUUGUGUAAAAAUACUAAAACAAUUAUUCGCCUCAGGCUCGGUGAUUAUCGGGGAAUAUUCACCUCGACUUCCUCUCGGCGAAUAUUGCCCGAUAAUCACCUCGUCUUCGGCGAAUAAUUGUUAAAUAUUCCUUGUUAUUCGAUCUAAACACAAAACAACAUGCAGGAAAAAUACAUUACAUAUACUGUGACAAUACAGUUUAAAUAACACAUAAUAUAAAUCUUUCUUACUUCUUUGGCCUUCUUCAAGCUCUACACUAGCAAAACAUGAUUGUAAAAUAUAAACCUUAUCCUAAUACUGUAUAUAUAAACGUCAAAACUACCUCUCAUGUUCGUUUCCAGCUCUUUUUUGUCACGUGAGUGUUCAUAAAGCUGCGUAAUCAACUAAACAGCCAGUAAGCAACAAAGUUCAAAUUAUUUAUGAUUUCAAACAAAUGAAUAUAUAUUUUCAUAUUUUAGAUCGAAAUGUGCAAUCGUAAAAAGGAAAUGUUACCUAAUGGUUGGGCCGUGGAUUCAGAUGGAAAGGUGAAAUAUUGUCAAUUAACUGAACGAAUGUAUGUGAUUUAAACGUCACCAAAUGAGGUUUUUUUAUCCUUUUCUGUUGUGGCGUCAGGAAACUAACGAUGGUGUGAAAGCUAUGGAUGGUGGACUCAUGCCUCUUGGUGGCGGGGAGAUCACAAGUAAAAACAUUUAAUCUUCCUACGCCCAGACCUUGAAAAAAUCUUCCUCAGAUCCUCAAUUUUCCCUUCUUAAAUAUUCCCCGAAAGUGCGUAAAAACAUUUAGUACAUUUGGCAGUAUGCGCCAUUACAUGUAUGGCAACUACAGUAUAGAAAACAUUGUUGACUGUGUAUUAUACAAUCAUGUCAUUUGUUGUAUUUUGAGUAACAAGAUUUCAAACUUGAAAAUGAGUGUCUUCGGAGUCUGGGAUCCCUAACAAAUCUUGUUUUUUGGUUUGUAGGUGGUUAUAAAGGUUAUGGUUUGGGUUUUAUGGUUGAACUAUUUUGUGGUAUAAUGUCUGGAAGUGCAUUUGGUCCACACGUACGAAGUUGGAACAAAAGUGACGUUGUUGCUGAUUUGGUAUGAUAACAUGCAUUCAUCACAGAUUUAUAUUUGAAAGACAAAUCUUUAUUCUUUACGACUUUACCUGGCAUGCUACAGUACAGGCAAACUUGAACAUUUUCCGUAUUCGUUUUCAGGGUCAGUGUUUUGUUGCUGUAGAUCCAAGUGUUUUUGCGUCAGGAUUUGAAGAUCGUUUAAGUUCUUUAAUGAACUAUUGUCGUACCUUAGAUCCGGUAAGAUUGUGUGAACAUCUAUUAAUCACUAGUUGCUAACCAGCAUGCAGUUGCCUCCUUAACAAUUUUGUGGCAAAUUUUGCAAUAUUUGUGCAAGUGGAUGGUAUAACAACCUGAGAUUGCGAGGAAUAACUCUGGGUUGUUUGCGCGGCAAGCUAAUAUAACUACUGGUGUUAGUAUAUUAAAAUUUCAUGUGAUAGGAUGUAUACAUAGUGCAGUCAAAAUACAAGAAACUUUCCACUUCCGCAAUUUGUUCUCAUUGACAGCAGAUUUUUCUGUUUUACUAAAUUAUGAAAUCUUCUUUGUUUUGAAUGAUAAUUUAUAACAAAGGAUGCAUUUUUCGUUACAGCAUGUUAAGGUAUAAAGGCUGAGAAAUUUAAACUUUACCGACGUAUUUGCCUGUAAUUCUGUAACCGCUAUGUGCAGACGUGUCUGUACAUAUAACAAACAUCAGUACUUACAGUCGUCAAAUUAUAAGAGCUUUCCCACUUCAGCUUCUGUUAUUUGUUCUGUAUUUAGAAGAAACAAGAAACCCCCAGGGUACAGCAACAUAUCUUUUGUAUGCGUUAAUUAGUUUGUAAAUUUCACUGUACUCACGUGACUGAUCUAGGCUGCUGAUGAAUCUGAGGUACUAGUUGCUGGUGAUCCUGAGAGAAAACACAUAUCUGAGGUUGAAAAAGAUGGUGGGAUACAUUAUCAUAUUAAUUUAGUUGGUUCUUUGGUAUGUAUACAAAAUCAAAGUCAAUAUGGUGGAUUUAUAAGGGCAUGCACGCAUGAGAAAAAGUAGGAAUCAAAUAUGCAUUUUAUAUCUAUUAUUUUGAUGAAAGUGAUCCUCAUUUACGUUGCAUGCAGUCAGUUAGGGAGCCAUGGAGCAACGCUGCCUUCAUAAUCUAAGAGACUGACGCUUCAAAACUUCAAACUGUUAGACUUAGUUGAAUUAGAAAUUGUGCAUGCCAACUCCAAAAAGGAUAUGGACAUGGGCGUACCGGGCGGGGGGGGCAGCCCCCCCAGUUUGUUAGGCAAACAAAGCCAGUCGGGCAAUAUUCGCUUCACAAUCAGGCAAUAUUGGGAAAUAUGCUAUUUAAUAGGAAUUUUUCGUAAUCACUCCCCGCCCCGCCGACAACAAUUUUGGAAAGUUUUUCCGGAAAAUUUUUUUUGACAACUUGGGCACAAUCCCAAAAAGUCGGGCAAAUUUCUUUCCGCCCCCCUAAUUUUUUCCUUCCCGUACGCCCAUGGAUAUGGAAGUAAUGGAGCUAUCUAUUCCUAUACACAUAAAUACAAUUUGCAGGCAUACAAUACGCUUCUGCAUGAACCAAUGCAUGCAACCAUAGUAAUUUCUUAGUGCCAUGCACGCAUGCAUAUAAUCCUACACGCUUUCUUGUUUUAAUAGGAUUCAUUGGCGGACAAGUUACUAGUGGACCGUAUGAAAUGUUUGUAG